ACAUGGAUCUCAUAGACAUGCUCAACCCUCUCCUCUUCAUCCUCCCUCUCUGCUACCUCCUAUGGACCUUGUACGACCGUCGCCGCAGCCGCCGCUGCUACAUCCUCGACUACGAGUGCUACAAGCCCGGCGACCACCGCAAGCUGAGCACCAAAUUCUCCGGCGAGAUCAUCCUCCGCAACAAGCAGCUCGGCCUCCACGAAUACAAAUUCCUCCUCAAGACCAUCGUUAGCUCCGGCAUCGGCGAGGAGACCUACGCCCCCCAGAUGGUCUUCGAUGGCCGCGAGUCCUCCCCCACCCUCUCCGACGGCCUCCUCGAGAUGGACGAGUUCUUCCUCGACAGCAUCCCCGCCCUCCUCCGCCGCAGCGCCGUCCCCCCCUCCGCCAUCGACCUCCUCGUCGUCAACAUCUCCAUGCUCUCCUCCGCCCCCUCCCCCGCCGCCCGCAUCAUCAAUUUAUACAAACUCAGAGACGACGUCAAGGUCUACAACCUCGCCGGGAUGGGCUGCAGCGCCUCCACCAUCGCCAUCAACAUCGUCGAAAACGUCUUCAAAACGCAACCGAAUUCGACUGCCAUGAUUGUGACUUCCGAAUCCCUCAGCCCCAACUGGUACAUGGGAAACGACCGCUCCAAAAUGCUCGCAAACUGCCUCUUCCGAACCGGCGGCUGCGCCCUCAUCCUCACCAACAAGCCGGCUUUAUCGAAAACGGCGAUGUUCAGGCUGAGGACCCUCGUCCGGACCCACCACGGCGCCAGCGACGACGCCUACGGCUGCUGCGAGCAGAAGGAGGACGACCUCGGCUUCGUCGGCGUCCAUCUCGGGAAGAAUCUCCCCAAGGCCGCCACGCGGGCGUUCAUCGACAACUUGAAAGAAAUCGCGCCGAAGAUUCUCCCUGUUAGAGAGUUGAUCCGGUUCAUGACAUCGAAAAAUAUCAGAAAAUUGAGGCAGAAAUGGAGCAAAGCGGCGGCGGGGAGGGCGGCAGCGAUCAACUUCAAGAGCGGGGUGGAUCACUUCUGCCUGCACACGGGCGGGAAGGCGGUGAUCGACGCGAUAGGGACGAGCCUGGGGUUGAGCGAGUAUGACGUGGAGCCGGCGAGGAUGACGCUGCACCGGUUCGGGAACACGUCGGCGAGUAGCCUUUGGUAUGUGUUGGCGUAUAUGGAGGCGAAGAAGAGGUUGAAGAAGGGGGAUAGGGUGUUUAUGAUAAGUUUUGGGGCAGGGUUCAAGUGUAAUAGCUGUGUUUGGGAGGUGAUGAGGGAUUUGGAAGGGGAUAAUGUGUGGAAGGGUUUUAUUGAUUCUUAUCCUAAGAAGAAUUUGGCUAAUCCUUUCUUGGAGAAGUUUCGAUGGGUUCAUGAUGCUGAUGAUAGCUUCAGCAUUCCAGAUGAUUAUCAGAUUCCAGAUUGAUUAAUCUUUUGUUUUUCUUAUGAUGGGUGGUUUGGUACUACUGAAAGUGGAAGAAAAUGUACCCUAUAUUCAUACUUCAAUUUGAAAAAAUAAUUGUUACUACCAUA
Salvia hispanica is the source of this 1513-nucleotide messenger RNA. NCBI's taxonomy places the organism in Eukaryota, Viridiplantae, Streptophyta, Magnoliopsida, Lamiales, Lamiaceae. The record is from RefSeq and is a predicted model, not a curated record.